Molecule: messenger RNA, 987 nt
Organism: Fusarium graminearum PH-1
Lineage: Eukaryota; Fungi; Ascomycota; Sordariomycetes; Hypocreales; Nectriaceae
Exons: 2
Coding region: 1-987 (328 amino acids)
Source: RefSeq, a predicted model, not a curated record
AUGUCCGGAAUUACACCAAUACACCUGUCGCCUUCAGAUGCAUCCCUGGAGUUCGAAGAGUUUGACUACUGGGAUCGCUGUGGCUGCCUAACAGGGCACGAUGUUACCAAUGACCAGCGCCAUGCGCUUUUGGAGGUUCUCCGGAAGAAUUACAAAACGACCGAGCUGCUUGAGGCAUUCCCUUUCUUGAUAAUCGGAUGUCAAGGUGAUCCGCCAGAUGAAGACAAGCGACCAUUCUCAGUAGCUGGAGCCAUUUCUAUUUGGAGGGACGCUAGAAAUUCCGACAUGAAGCAUAUUGUCGGAGAUAUUGGGCAGGGCGAUGUUAUUGAAGUUGAGGACAAUCUUAUCCUCCAGAUGGACUUCCUCGAGCCCGAGUGUGAAGCUAUCUGUGUACUAUGGGACCAACUUGUGGUAGAGCUUCCUCUUGUGAGUCAGGAAGAGCAUUGCGCUCGACUGCAAAGUCUUCCUAGGGAUAUCGGUAUGUCCCCUUAUUCCCUCGGAUCCCUCAGGUUUAACAACGGCCCAUCACCAAAUUCACAGGGGACCAGGGUCAGAGACACCGAGCCAAACUCCAACGAGCCCCUCAAAUCUGCCGAUUGCAAAAUAGGUGACCUUUUCGUCUUCGAUACUUCUGGAGUCGGUAGGCAGACUAUGGCAUACUUCGGACGACGAUUUACCAUGGGACGGAAAGAAGCACAAAACAGCGAGAGUCACGAAGCAGUUGAUGGUGUUAAGUAUAUUGCAUUCGAGCAAGAUGCUUUCAUCUCAAACUCACCUGAGACUAUCAAGAAGCCCCUUGAAAGUGGCUGUGAAUCUGUGUUUCUGCAACCCAGCAAAGCCUCUCUUGGCAGCAAAAGGCGCCGAACUCCAAAGCUGUCAAUGGAAGAAGACGGCGAGGUUGGCAUUGUGUUGUAUGUGGACGACCUGCAACUCAAGAACAUCGACGAUAUUGGUCAGUAUAUCAUGUAUGCUGAUUCAUUUCAGUGA